AUGGAAGUCCAAGAGCGAAGGAGCGGCCGGAGCUCCAACGACGUGGCCGACGCCCUCAAGAGCGGCCUGCAGCUCUCCAACCAGGACGAGGCCAAGACUGAGGCCGGGGCCAAGACUAAGGCCGAGGCCCAGCCAACCGACGCGUCCGAGGGCCAAGACGAAGAGGCCGCACGCCGGGACACGCUGCGGCUGGCCUUCGUGGGCAACGUGGACAGCGGCAAGUCGAGCCUCAUCGGCACGCUGAUCAAGGGCGACCUGGACGACGGCCGCGGCUCGUCGCGCCAGGCCAUCUUCCGUCACAAGCACGAGGCCGAGUCGGGCCGCACCAGUAGCGUGGCCACUGCCUACCUGGGCUUCGACGCGCGCGGCGAGCAGAUCCUGUCCAGGCGCGCGGGCAAGCUCAUCCCAUGGGCCGAGCUGGCCAAGAUGGCGCACAAGCGCAUCCAGCUCAUCGACCUCGCGGGCCACGAGAAGUACCUCAAGACGACGGUCUUCGGCCUCACCGGCAUGCAGCCGGACGUCGUCGUGGUCGUCGUGGGCGCCAACAUGGGCGUCAAGCGCAUGACCAAGGAGCACCUGGCCAUCGCCGUCGCACUGGAGAUUCCUAUCGUUGUGGCCCUGACCAAGAUCGACAUUGCCCCCAAGAACGUGGCCAAAGAGACGCUCGCGACAGUUCGCCAGGCCUUACGACGCUACGGGAAGAUGGCGAUGCUCGUGAAGACGACGGAGCAGGCCGUGACGGCAGCCAAGGGCAUUCCGUCGAACCGCAUCACGCCCAUUCUGCCGAUUUCUAACGUCACGGGCGACGGCCUGGAGAACCUCCGCCGGAUACUGUACGAGACGUCGCCGUCGGCGUUGUUCAAGGCGGGGCUGUCUGCCUCGACGCUGGCUACGACCAAGUCGAUCAACCAGGAGGAAAGUAUCGCGGUUGCAACACCAGCCGCUGCGGGGGAGACGAAGAAGAAGGCAAUAGCGGUGGCCGACGUGGUUGAAAUGCCCAUCGACGAGACGUACCAGGUCCCAGGCGUGGGGUUCAUCCUUGCAGGCACGUUGGUGACCGGAAGCUUCAAGGUGAACGACGCGCUGCAGAUCGGACCCGACUACAACGGACACUUCCACAAGGUUACCGUGCGCUCCAUGGAGUCCAUGUACAUGCCCCUGAAGGAGCUUGUGCCGGGGCAAACUGCGGCGCUUUCGGUCCGGUCGGUUAACAAGAAGUUCGCGCUGAGUCGAGCGACUUUCCGCAAAGGAAUGAUUCUGCUGAGCCCGGAAAUCAAGGUCGACGACUACGUCUCUCGAGUGUUCGAGGCCCGUGUCGUGAUCCUGCACCACCAGACCACCGUCACCGUCGGCUACCAGCCGAUGGUCAACUGUCGAACGAUCCGACAGACCGCUGAGAUCAUCUCGAUCGAAUCGAACCAGGACGUCAUCCGCACAGGGGACCGAGCACUCGUGCGCUUCCGGUUCAUCCAUGCGCCCGAGUUCUUAAAGAAGGGGAUGCGCUUCGUGUUCCGCGACGGCCAAGCCAAAGGAAUCGGCAAGGUCGUGCGAAUAGUCCCCGCUGAGCAAUGCGAGACGCUGUGAGCAACGUACGAGAGGGAGUGUAUUGAUAAGGGGGACGGAAGAUUCGGGUAUGAGCCAUUUC
Molecule: messenger RNA, 1645 nt
Organism: Phytophthora sojae
Lineage: Eukaryota; Oomycota; Peronosporomycetes; Peronosporales; Peronosporaceae
Exons: 3
Coding region: 1-1584 (527 amino acids)
Biological process (GO): translational elongation
Molecular function (GO): GTPase activity; GTP binding; translation elongation factor activity
Source: RefSeq, a predicted model, not a curated record